AUGUGUUACGAGGAACACCAUAGCCUCCUGAGGUUGGCUGAGCAUAAACAAGGCUGCCACAAGAGCCCAGGAAAGGAGAGAUCAGUGUCAUCCUUUCCCAUACAUGCCCAGGAGCAGCGCAGGUUUUCUACAGUCCCUGCUAUCCCCUUGGCCAAAAGAGAUACUUGGCCAAAGAAUGUGGGCAUCCUUGCCCUGGAGGUCUAUUUCCCAGCCCAAUAUGUGGACCAAACAGACAUGGAGAAGUUUAAUGAUGUGGAGGCAGGGAAGUACACAGUGGGCAUGGGCCAAACCCAGACGGGCUUCUGCUCAGUCCAGGAGGGCAUCAACUCCCUGUGCCUGACGGUGGUGCAGCAGUUGAUGGAGCUCACGCAGCUCCCAUGGGAAUCUGUGGGCCAGCUGGAAGUGGGCACUGAGACCAUCAUCGACAAGUCCAAGGCUGUCAAAACAGUGCUCAUGGAGCUCUUCCAGGAUUCAGGCAACACUGACAUUGAGGGCACAGACACCACCAGUGCCUGCUACGGUGACACUGACUCUCUCUAUUCAGUGGUUUCUCCCAAGUCUCUGAGUGGGAAAGAGAUUGACAAGGACAGUGUAGAUGUGAUCUCUGCUUCUGACCUGGCCAACCAUCCACCUGGGGGCCCUCAGAUAGGAGAAGGUGGUUCUGGGACUCACCAAGAAGUUCUGGACCAUUCCAGAGAGACAGUAGAGUAUGAGGGAAGGAAAGAGUGUCACUAUGCCCUGGUGGUCUGUGGAGACAUCGCAGUGUACUCCAGUGGUAAUAUUCACCCCACAGGCAGGGCUGGAGCUGUGGCAAUGCUGGUUGGGCCCAAGGCCCCUCUGGCCCUCGAGAGAGGGCUUAGAGCAACCCACAUGGAGAAUGUAUAUGACUUCUACAAAGCAGAUAUGACUUCAGAGUGCCCACAAUUGGAUGGGAAGCUCUCCAUCCAGCGCUACUUACGGGCCCUGGACCAAUGCUACAUGUUAUACCGUCAAAAGAUCCAAAACCAGUGGGAGCAAGCUGGCAUCGAUCGACAUUUCACUUUUGAUGAUUUAUAGUUUAUGAUCUUUCACACACCCUUCUGCAAGAUGGUCCAGAAAUCCCUGGCUCACCUGAUGUUCAAUGACUUUCUGUUAGCCAGUAGCAACACACAGACCGGCCUCUAUAAGAGGCUGGAAGCCUUCAGGGGGCUAAAGCUGGAAGACACUUACACCAAUAAGGACGUAGAAAAAGCAUUUCAAAAGGCCUCUCUAGACAUGUUCAACAAAAAGAGCAAGACCUCCCUCUACCUCUCCGUACACAACGGGAAUAUGUACACUUCAUCCCUGGAUGGAUGCCUGACCUCACUUCUGUCCCCUCACUCUGCCCAGGACUUGGCUGGCUCCAGGAUUGGUGCCUUCUCUUAUGGCUCUGGCUUAGCGGAAAGUUUCUUUUCAUUUCGGGUGUCCCAGGAUGCUUCUCCAGGCACCCCCCCGGAGAAGCUGGUAUCCAGUACCUCAGACCUGCCAAAAUGUCUCGCCUCCCGGAAGCGUAUGUCUCCUGAGAAGUUUACAGAAAUAAUGGACCAAAGAGAACAAUUCUACCACAAGGUGAAUUUCUCACCACUUGGUGACCAAAACAGCCUUUUCCCAGGCACUUGAUACCUGGAGCAAGUGGAUGAAGGGUAUCACCGAAAGUAUGCCUGGCGUCUGGUCUAA
Molecule: messenger RNA, 1695 nt
Organism: Balaenoptera ricei (Rice's whale)
Lineage: Eukaryota; Metazoa; Chordata; Mammalia; Artiodactyla; Balaenopteridae
Gene: HMGCS2
Product: 3-hydroxy-3-methylglutaryl-CoA synthase 2
Exons: 11
Biological process (GO): acetyl-CoA metabolic process
Cellular component (GO): mitochondrion
Molecular function (GO): hydroxymethylglutaryl-CoA synthase activity
Source: RefSeq, a predicted model, not a curated record